UGUUCAGCGUUCUGCCAACCAAGCUAGCUAGCUACCGCUAGCAUUAGCUGGUAACUUAAGGGAAAGUUUGCUGUUUUUUUGUGUACUGCUGUACAUGGAGAUGUGCCAGAUGUGAAGUGAUUGCCUCCAGGGGGUCCUGAGAUAUUUAAUAUUACCCCCUACCAUUGUCGCUCUUACUAUGUCAUUUUACAGCUGCAUUAUACUAAUUAAUAACACACUAGUUAUAUUACCCAGUAUAUAAAAAGGUUUAAAUUAGCUCCACCAUGACAACAUUAAAAUGCUGCUCACAUGAUAAUGCAUCAGUAAUAUUUCAGUGAUGAAUGGGCCAAUCCUGUGUAAGGGUAGUUUUACUUACUUAAUACUUUGUACUUUUACUCAAGUAUAAACCUGAAAGCAGGAAUUUUACUUGUAAUGGAGUAUUUUUACACUGAGGUACUGCUACUUUUACUUAACUUAAAGGUCUCAAUACUUCCACUACUGGAAUAAACCAGUUUCACCACAUUUAUGAGAUGGUAUAAUUUUCAGAGCGCACUGAUCGCAAGUUUCUCACUUUACUAACUACUGUUUCAAGGCACAACAAGUACAGUGGAGCAGUCACAGCAAUACAAUUCUUGUUCUCAGCAAAUCUUUCUUAUUAUGGUGUAUGUUGUGGGGGUUACCCAAAAUGUGGUCCAGGCUAAUGUUAACGUUAAAUAUGAUACGAACAAACAAUAAAGAAAUGUAAGGGAAAAUGCCCCAGUGAAUUGAACCCUAUCACCAAUAAGCUUGAACGUGCAUAAUAUCUGUGUGUCUAUAUCUUCCUCCCUUGUUUAGUAGACUGUCUAACCACAAAAACGUCUGCAGCUAUGUGUGUUUGCUCGUAUGUUUGAGUUACACUGAGAUGCCUGUGGUAACAAUAACUUCAGUUGUUAGAGGUUAGAGGCAGCUAACUUUUUCCCCCUAAACCAAACUAUUUUCUGAAAAGGGCAAAAUGAAAAGAAAAGAUUUAAGCACGAGGGCAAAGUUGCAUUCUUCUGAGAGAAUUGCAGUGAGAGCAGAAGUGUCAUAACCACCUGUUACGGAAACACCCUCAUUUAAAAAGCACACAGGAAGUAUUGCACAGUCACAUUUUGAAAAACACCCGCAGCACUGUUCGCUGAGAGGAGAGUGAUGGGAAAGAUGCAUGGGCAGCGUUGCAUCUUCCUGCUCACCUUCAUGGUGGCUGUUGCCAUCCCGGUAUCUUUGGCUUUCAACAUUGAUGUGAUAACUCCUGAUGUCUAUACUAAUGAACAAAAUGAUUUCUUUGGAUACAAAGUGCUCCAGUUCAUGAAUGGCACGAACAAAAAGGGUGGUGAAAUAAUCGUUACUGCACCGUUGCAGCUAAAUGGAUCUGGGGGAAUAUGCAGAACGGACCAAAUCCAAACCACCAAGUGCUUCAACCCUGAAGAUUUUUCUCCAACAGACACAAAAAUACCAAUUAAGCACUUUGGCUUGUCAAUAGCUGAGGACUCCAAACGCUCCCAGUUCACUGUUUGCAGUCCAAGUCUAGUCCAUGAAUGUUAUGGGAACUCCUAUAUGAACAGCGUGUGCUACAACAUCACAGAUCAUCUUGAGCCAAUUUCCUCUUUCAGUCCGGCUUUCCAAGAAUGUGAAAAAAAGACAGUGGACCUUGUCUUUCUAUUUGAUGGAUCAGGGAGUAUGACCGAAGCAGAGUUCAACAAAAACAAAGAUUUCAUAGUGGAUAUUAUCAACAGCCUUAAGAACUCAUCAAUCAAGUUUGCAGCAGUUCAGUUCUCCACAGAGUACAACAAAGUUUUUGACUUCAAUGAAUAUCAAAAGGGGAGCUAUCUCGAAAAACUUAGGAACGAACUCCAUAUGAGGAGUCUCACCAACACACACAGAGCCCUCAAAUUUGUGUUUGAAGAAAUCUUUGAGAACCAAAAAGCAGGUGCCUCUGCUGAUGCAACUAAAGUUCUGGUACUAAUCACAGAUGGAGAUCCCAGUGAUUCAGACUAUUUUAAGACUAUCAAAAGAUAUGACGACAACAACAUUAUUCGCUUUGUCAUUGGGGUAGGGAGACUGGCAAACCUGGAUAAAUUUAGGGGCAUUGCUUCAGAACCGACAGCAAAAUAUGCCUUCAAAAUUUACAACUAUGACGGACUCACAGGAAUACUGGAAAACUUUCAAAAAAAGAUCUUUACAAUGGAAGGCUCCAAAGUGGCUCGGGCAGGAGAAAUGACUAAUGAAAUGUCUCAGAGUGGAUUCAGUGCUGUCUUCUACAAAGAUACCUUGAUUCUGGGUUCAGUGGGAUCAAACAGCUGGCGUGGUUCUCUCCAAGAACGUCAUGAACAAAAAGAAACACAAAUUGAAGAUCCUGACAUGCCAAUGGACUCCUACAUGGGGUAUUCGAUUGCUGUUGGAGAGAAGAAUAAUGCUCCUUUAUAUUUCACGGGUGCACCGAGAUUUGAGCACAAAGGACAGGUCGUACUUUUCACACAUGAUGGCACAAACUGGACCACAACCCAAAGAAUAAAUGGGAAACAGAUCGGUUCGUACUUUGGUGCAGAGUUGUGCUCAGUAGAUGUCAACUCAGACGGUGACACUGAUUUCCUGCUGGUAGGAGCUCCACUGUUUUACCAGCCUCAGGAGAAGAAAGAAGGCCAGAUCUACAUCUACACACUGACUGAUGAGUUGAAACUGGACAGUGAACUGACUGUGACUGCACCAUCCAUGGGGAGAUUUGGCACCACCAUAUCAAGUCUUGCAGAUCUGAAUGGGGAUGGACUCCGAGACGUUGCUGUUGGAGCCCCCCUUCAGGAUGAUAACAGGGGGGCGGUCUACAUCUACCUUGGUGACGGACACAGAGGGAUACGCAGCACUUUCAGCCAGAGAAUCAUGGGACAGAAAAUAAAGCCUGGGCUGAGAUUCUUUGGACAGGCCAUUGCUGGGGACAUUGAUCUUGGGCAGGACGGACUCCCAGAUAUUGUGGUUGGCUCACAGGGCACUGCUGUUGUCUUAAGGUCCAGGCCCGUUUUUAAUGUCACGUCACGUCUCUCUUUUCAACCUAAGGAGUUAAGCACUGAAUCAAUUGACUGCCUUGAUAACACUGAUGCACAUUUACCAAUGGUUACCUUACAAGCCUGCUUUGAAAUGGUAGAAACAACAAAGUGCAAUGCAGCGGCAAUGGACCUAGGACUGAACAUCUCGUACACACUCAAUGUGGAUCCCAAGAGACAAAUGUAUCGAGGGUUCUUCAGUCAAACCGACAAGAAAGCAAGGAAUAUCACCUCAACCUACGAGCUGACGGAUGCAGAAACCUGCUUCAACUUCUCCAUCUACAUGCCAAAAUGUGUGAGAGACACAUUAUUGCCCAUCAUCAUCAAUCUAAACUUUUCUCAAGUUGACAGUGAGCUCGCAGGUGCUGUCCUGAACAUGGACAGCAAAAUGCAGGCUGUUGUUCAGGUUCCCUUUGAAAAGCACUGUAGAAAAAAUGACAUCUGUAUUGCUGAACUUGAGGUGGAUUUCAAUUUCAAGACCAAAACAUUAUUGGUGGCAGAAAAUACAUACUUCAGCGUCUCUGUAAAACUGUCCAAUCAUGGAGAUGACUCAUACUACACCAGCCUAACAAUGCACUAUCCUCAAGGCCUCUCCUUCUCCAGGAUGACUCUUAAAGAGUCGACAAGAUCAACGCUCCACAGCUGUCAAGAUCUACCUGGAGAAGGCACAAAAAAAACUGUGUGUAAUGUCAGCCCUCCUGUGUUUCGCAGCAAAUCAUCUGCAACAUUUAUAACUUCUUUCCACAUCAUGGAGGACAGUGAUUGGAAUGACACAUUGUUGAUGACCAUUACUGGAAACAGUGAUAAUACAAACUCCAGCAGGACCAAUUCCCAGACCAAAAACAUCACAGUGAAAUUUGAAAUUAAAAUGGCAGUCACUGUGAAAGAAGAUCCUAUCACUUAUCUGAACUUCACAACAGAGGAUACUGGACCGAAAAAAAUGGUUACUAUAUAUAAGCUAGAUAAUAUUGGUUUCAAGGCCUUUCCUGUCGAUGUGUCCCUGUUCUUCCCAACUAAACUGGAACAUAACUUUGAAAUGACGAACUAUCAAGUCUAUGUCCAGCAGAACAAAAGUCAAUGCACAGGUGUUACCGACAUGGUACCGAAUUCUGAAGUACCGUACUGCUCGCCAGAAAAAAAUUGCAAAGUCAUAGUGUGUGACAGUUUCAUCCUGGAGAGAGAAUCAUCCACUGAGAUUACACUGUCAGGAGACUUACACUUUAAGGAUCUAAAACAGCAUGCAGCGAAUAUUGCCUUUCUUAAACGAUAUACUGGAGACAGCGCAGAGGUUAAAUUUAAAAGCUUUAUACGUGUUAACUAUGACAAGCAACGAUAUAUGCUGAAUUCUUACAAAGAGGAGAGGUCUGACAACAUUCUAACAGGGACAAUGACUGAAGUUCGUGUUGAGUUCAUAAUCCUCCCGAAUGAACUGCUGAUCAUUGCAACUGGAGCUGGAAUGGGACUCUUGCUUCUGCUCAUAAUCACAGUCAUCAUGUUUAAGUUGGGCUGUUUUAAGAGGAAAACGCGUAACGUAGAACAGGAGGAAGAAACUGCUCUUCAGGAUGGCAUCCCUGCUAAUUCCACCACUGGCACCACCAACGGGAUCGUCAGCGAAUCAGAGACUGACUGCAUAUCUGACCAACCUUCAGAGGACAAAAAGCUCCUUGAUGAUGCUGUACGGCAGGACUGUGUGACGGUCUGCGAGAGCGAGAGCGAGAGCGAGAGCGAGAGCGAGAGCGCGGGUUCGACGGAGGAGCGGUGAGUUUCCACUCUGCCAGCCGUAGGAGGAGAGAGCGUGGUGGACAGCGGGCUGGACCCUGAACUUUAGGCUUGCGCCUGAGUUUGGAUUUCCAUUUCUACUAUCUCACCAGUAAGGUCUUUCCCUCCUGUGGACUUGGAGGAUCAUGUCGGAUACAUUUUUUUUUCUUUUCUGACUGAGCUCAAACAGGUACUGGGUUGUGCAUAACUAAAUUAAAGGGACUAUUGCUGCAGCAAAA
Messenger RNA from Perca fluviatilis (European perch), 5032 nucleotides. Its product is annotated as integrin alpha-D. Gene Ontology annotation, molecular function: integrin binding. The record is from RefSeq and is a predicted model, not a curated record. Gene Ontology annotation, biological process: cell-matrix adhesion; cell adhesion mediated by integrin; cell-cell adhesion. The transcript is spliced from 32 exons. The coding region runs from base 1150 to 4797 and encodes 1215 amino acids. Gene Ontology annotation, cellular component: integrin complex; external side of plasma membrane. Lineage: Eukaryota; Metazoa; Chordata; Actinopteri; Perciformes; Percidae.